Messenger RNA from Ricinus communis (castor bean), 1086 nucleotides. Its product is annotated as protein SOB FIVE-LIKE 4. The transcript is spliced from 2 exons. Lineage: Eukaryota; Viridiplantae; Streptophyta; Magnoliopsida; Malpighiales; Euphorbiaceae. The coding region runs from base 457 to 936 and encodes 159 amino acids. The record is from RefSeq and is a predicted model, not a curated record. Gene Ontology annotation, biological process: cytokinin biosynthetic process.
GCCUAUUUAAAACCAUGUAAUUCUUAUAUUCUCUCUAGUUUUGUUUUUGUUUAUUAUUGAGCCAAGCAUUUCUACCCCAUCUCCCUUUGCAUUCAAAGCACAUGAGAGAAAACCCUUUUUUUGUUUUGUAUAUCAUCCCCCCCUCCCCUCUUUUUUAUUAAUGACAUGUUCAGAGAAUUAAAGAUGGAUUGUUUCUUCACUUGAGAAACCCAAUGGCUGAGCGAACAACUCUUGUCCUUUCAAAUUCAAGAAACUUUGGUAUUUAUGCCUUUUGUUAAAGAUUAUAUUUCACUUUCCUUCUGACACCUUCUAGCUGUAUUUCUGCUGAUUCAAGCCAGAAAGUCUUAAUGGCUUAUAUAUUUUAGAUUUCCAGUUAGCAGGACUUGCCUCUUGCCAUUAAAGAUAAAGUGAAGUGAGUCCUUUUUUUGUAGCUUUCAAGAAUUGAGAGUUACAGCAAUGGAGUCUUCCCAUGUUUUUGGAGGAGCAGAAGAGUGUCACAGCAGCGAAUCUGGAUGGACUAUGUAUCUUGAUUCCUCUAUACAUGGUGGUAACAAUCAACUUAGCUACAAUGAUGAAGAAGAUGAUCAUCAUCGAUAUCAUGGUGGCGGCAGUGGUAAAUACUACUAUCAGGAAGAAGACAGUGAUGAUUCUAUGGCUUCUGAUGCUUCUUCUGGUCCAAGUCUGCAAGGCAUGGCUCAAUUCAAAAGCAAGCAAGAGAAAGAAGAUUAUGAGGAUGACGGGAAGUACUACUCCACAAGUAAACUUAACAAACAAGUGGAGAAGCAAAAGAAAACAGCUCAAAGGAGGAGGAAGGAUGAGAAGAAAGAAGAAGCUGGAUUCAAUGCAGCAAGAGCUAAUAGUAAUGCUAAUAACAGUACUCCUGCUCAAAGUGGUUCCAAGGUAAGAAAAAGCAUUUGGAUGGGGAAAAGAAAAUAGGUUUAGUUUCUUUUUUUCUCUUUGGUUCUUUUUCUUUUUGGGUUGUUCUUGCAGGAUAUGUAGGAGACAGACCUAUUGAGCUGAAAAUAUAGAGAGCAGAAGAGAAAAAAUAGGCUCCAAGUUUUAUCAUAUAUAUAUAUUUUGUUACUA